Ochlerotatus camptorhynchus is the source of this 1033-nucleotide messenger RNA. Its product is annotated as leucine-rich repeat-containing protein 40-like. The transcript has 2 exons. The coding region runs from base 53 to 823 and encodes 256 amino acids. The record is from RefSeq and is a predicted model, not a curated record. NCBI's taxonomy places the organism in Eukaryota, Metazoa, Arthropoda, Insecta, Diptera, Culicidae.
CCGUCAUCUAAGACGACGUUAGACACCCGGUCGAUCUAGACGUGCCAGCGCGAUGGUGGUGAUCAAAUUCUCAACUCUACUCCUGCUGGGUCUUGCCGUACUGACCAGCGCCCGAUAUGAGCGGUACAUCUGCCAGGUGAUUGAAGACGAUUGGUGUACCCUGCAGAAGAUCUACAUCACUUCCAGAACGGAUGUGCGGGGUCUCCGGUUUCCGGAUGAGAAGUUUGAAAAGAUUCGAAUCGGGCAGCACUAUGAUUUCGCCAAUACCGACAGUGUGAUCAGUAUUUACUCGGCAGGAUUAUUCCGGAGGAUGAGUCGUGCACGGUAUCUUCAGAUGAACGCCGUAAGGAUGCAGGGUCUGGACAUGCCCGAUACGGUACUGGAGUUGGACGUAUCGAACAAUUGGAUCACCCGGAUCUACAUCGAUCCGGACAAGAGUUACAGUUUGCGGAAGUUGAAGAUGAAGAACAAUCUGGUGACGAGUGUUGCCAGUUUCAAGUAUCUAAACCAGCUGGACGAACUGGACAUGAGUGAAAAUUUGGUGCACAUGGUGAAUUUCGAACUGUUCUCGUUCAUGCCUUACAUACGAAACAUUGAUUUUUCGCACAACCGGCUGUUGGAAGUGCGACCGGGUGACGUUGAGUUGGUCCUGUACUAUUUGGAGCGAUUGGACCUGGCAAACAACCAGCUGAUUGGAAUGGAAUUGAAGCGAUGGACAUUCCCCUCACUUCGGAUGUUGAACAUGACCGGUAAUCCGAUCCAGCGGAUGGAUUAUUUCGAGGUGCAGCGUGCCUUCCCUCGACUGUGGAGAGUGACCUACUAAACUGAUGUGAGUCACAAUAACGGUUGAUCGCGCAAGCGCCAGAUAGUUAACACUCAGAUUGAUCAUCUGAAUUCGCAGAAGUCAUUCGACUGUGAAAAUGUUACAUGAAUCAAGUCCAAAUGGAAUUGCGCCGUGCGAUGUGAUUGAAUCCAGCAAAUCUAUAAUUAUAUUAUGUGUAAAUAAAAUUGAGUUUACAUCUAGUGCAAUAGG